AAAAGAUCGCAGGACCAUGGCCUGAUAGUCUCCUCAAUCUAUCUUCUUUUGUAGUACUAAUGAUCAAGAUAAUAAAUAAACCUGCCGGCAAUCUGGUCUGACACAUCAUCAGCUUAGAACAGCCAUGCCCUUGAGGCGGCCCCCCAAUUGUUCUGCACCACAGUCCAACAGCCUCGAGCCCUUUGGCUGUCUCUUUUUGGAAUUGUUCCUGCUACUACUACUUGUAAUCCUAUCUUUUUCCCCUAAUCCUUGUUAUGCCUCUUGCAACCAACUUGAUCGCAAAACCCUCUUGUCCUUGUCCAUCAACAAUGCUAGUACACCACCUUUAAAUUGGUCUUCUGUUGAUUGUUGCUUCUGGGAAGGCAUCUCUUGCGACGGUAAAGAUCGAGUAACGCAUCUAUGGCUACCCUUCAGUGGUCUUCGUGGAAGUAUACAUCCUUCUAUUACAAAUCUCACCCAUCUCUCUCAACUCAAUCUCUCUCACAAUUGGCUCCAUGGCCCUCUCCCAGAUGGAUUCUUCACGUCCUUGAAUCUCCUCCAGAUCAUUGAUUUGAGCUACAACAGUCUCUCUGGACAACUACUAUCAUCUGAUAGAUUGCCAAUUACCAUUCAGGCAGUGGAUUUAUCCAGCAACCACUUGAAUGGAACAAUCCAAUCUUCAUUUCUGCAGCCAGCAUUGAAUUUGGUAAGUUUCAAUAUUAGUAACAACAGCUUCACCGGCCCUAUGCCUUCCUCUAUCUGCAGUAAUUCACCCUCCCUCAUGCUUCUUGAUCUCUCGUUUAAUGGCUUCAUCGGUCAUAUUCCCCAAGGAUUUGGGGCGUGUUCCAAACUGAAGGUCUUACGAGCAGGUUUCAAUCUUCUCUCAGGACAGCUUCCCAGUGAUAUUUACAGCGCUAGCGCGCUGAAAGAACUCUUCUUACCUGUAAAUAAGCUCUCUGGAACCAUUGGCGAAGGGAUUGUUAACCUCGUUAACCUCAGAAUCCUUGCACUCUAUGGUAACGACUUUAUUGGCAUGAUCCCUCAGGAUAUUGGGAAGCUAACAAGCUUGGAACAGUUGCUCCUCCACAUUAACAACCUGAAUGGCACUCUGCCCUCAUCUCUGAUGAAUUGCAGCAGUCUCAUAACCCUCAUUUUAAGGGUCAACUCCUUCGUAGGUGAACUCUCCAGCUUAGAUUUUUCCAAACUUGUUCAACUUAGCACAAUUGACCUUGGGAACAACUUCUUCACUGGUACCUUGCCACCUAGCCUUUUCUCCUGCAAGUCACUGACAGCAGUCCGGUUGACUACUAACCAGCUAGAGGGAGAGGUCUUGCCUGAGAUACUUGCAUUACAAUCUCUGUCCUUCCUCUCGCUUUCUAAUAACAGCCUAACGAACAUCACAGGGGCAAUGCGGAUUUUGAUGGGUUGUAAGAACCUCAGCACUGUCAUCCUCUCUAAGAAUUUUUUCAAUGAAGCAAUACCAGAUGACGAAAGCAUAGUGGAUCCGGAAGGAUUUCAAAAUGUCCAGAUUCUGGGUCUAGGUGGUUGCCAAUUCAGUGGUCAAAUUCCCUCUUGGUUCGCUAAGCUAAUGAAGCUAGAGGUACUUGAUCUGUCUAUUAAUCGGUUAACAGGCUCAAUUCCAGCUUGGUUUGGGACUCUUCCAAAUCUCUUUUAUAUAGACUUGUCCGAAAACCUCCUUGAGGGAGAGUUUCCAAAAGAACUUACCAGACUGCCAAGGUUAGCAUCACAGCAGGGUGCUGAUCAGGUAGACCGCAGUUAUUUAGAGUUACCCGUCUUUGUUCAGCCCAACAACGCUUCAAGUCAGCAAUAUAAUCAGCUCGCUAAUCUGCCACCUGCGGUAUACCUAAGAAACAACAGCGUCAAUGGUAACAUCCCCAGCGAGAUUGGCCAACUGAAGUUUAUUCAUGUCCUGGAUCUGAGUCUUAACGAUUUUUCUGGCAGUAUUCCUGAUACAAUAUGUAACCUCACUAAUUUGGAAAAACUGGACCUCUCUGAAAACCAUUUUUCAGGUCAAAUCCCUGCCUCACUCAAAAAUCUCCAUUUUUUGUCAUCAUUUAGCGUUGCAAACAACAAUCUUCAGGGCCCAAUACCAACAGGAGGCCAGUUUGAUACCUUCCCCAAGUCCAGCUUUGAGGGAAACGAAGGAUUGUGCGGUCCAAUUCUGCAGCACCCUUGUUCUGAUCAGUCGGCCACAACAUGCCCUUCAGCAACUACGAAAAGCCCAAAAAAGAAAAUCAUCAUCGGACUCAUCCUUGGGAUCUGUUUUGGUAUUGGCUUCACCCUCACUGUGCUAGCAUUGUGGAUCUUGUCCAAGAGGAGAAUCCUUCCGAGAGGUGACCCACAAAAUAUUGAAAUGGAUACUAUAUCCGUCAACUCCAAUUCUGGAAUAUCUGCCGAGUUUGGCAAGGAUAGAAGUCUAGUGACAUUGUUUCCAAACAAUACAAACAAUAUCAAGGACCUCACAAUCUCUGAGAUCUUGAAAGCCACUAAUGAUUUCAACCAAGCAAAUAUCAUUGGUUGUGGGGGUUUUGGUUUGGUUUACAGAGCCACUUUUGCAAAUGGGGCCAAAUUGGCUGUCAAGAAACUUUCAGGAGAUAUGGGUCUGAUGGAAAGAGAAUUCAAAGCAGAGGUAGAAGCUCUAUCCACAGCCCAACACACAAAUUUAGUUUCUCUUCAAGGUUACUGUGUGCAUGAUGGUUCUAGAUUACUGAUAUAUUCAUACAUGGAGAACGGAAGCCUGGACUACUGGCUGCACGAGAAGACUGAUGGAGCAUCCCAACUUGAUUGGCCAACUCGACUGAAGAUUGCACUAGGGGCAAGUUGUGGCCUGGCUUACAUGCACCAGAUCUGUGAACCACAUAUUGUGCAUCGUGACAUAAAGUCCAGUAACAUACUCCUUGAUGAUGAGUUUGAAGCACAUGUUGCCGACUUUGGAUUGUCCCGAUUUAUUCUUCCAUAUAAUACUCAUGUAACUACAGAACUGGUUGGUACCCUGGGCUACAUCCCUCCAGAGUACAGUCAAGCAUGGAUAGCCACUUUGAGAGGGGAUGUGUACAGUUUUGGAGUUGUUAUGCUUGAGCUUCUCACUGGGAAGAGGUCUGUGGAGCUAUUCAAGCCAAAGAUGUCAAGAGAAUUGGUUGUAUGGGUGCAACAUAUGAGAAGUGAGGGCAAACAAGACGAAGUCUUUGAUCCUAUCUUGAGAGGCGAGGGAUUUGAAGAAGAGAUGCUGCAGGUACUUGAUGUGGCCUGCAUGUGUGUUAAUCAGAACCCUUUCAAGAGGCCAACAAUCAAAGAAGUAGUUGAUUGGCUCAAGCAGGUUGGGGCCACACGGCAGACAGCAAAAUAAGGGCAACUAUACACAUGUAUAUACAAAACUCUCUGUUUGUUGUUAUUGCAUAUUUUGAUGCAAUAUACUUAUGUAACUAGUUGACUGUGCAGGCAGUCCCUUUUCCCCUUCUUUUACACAUUAACGUUACCUUAUGAGAAUGAU
Molecule: messenger RNA, 3490 nt
Organism: Ilex paraguariensis (yerba mate)
Lineage: Eukaryota; Viridiplantae; Streptophyta; Magnoliopsida; Aquifoliales; Aquifoliaceae
Source: the annotation of a GenBank genome assembly